This is a messenger RNA of Maudiozyma barnettii, 1269 nucleotides long. It is a transcript of the gene AAT2, whose product is annotated as aspartate transaminase AAT2. Gene Ontology annotation, molecular function: pyridoxal phosphate binding; L-aspartate:2-oxoglutarate transaminase activity. The record is from RefSeq and is a predicted model, not a curated record. Gene Ontology annotation, biological process: L-aspartate biosynthetic process. The transcript has a single exon. Gene Ontology annotation, cellular component: cytosol. NCBI's taxonomy places the organism in Eukaryota, Fungi, Ascomycota, Saccharomycetes, Saccharomycetales, Saccharomycetaceae. Bases 1 to 1269 code for a protein of 422 amino acids.
AUGUCCCAGCUAACUAUUUUGAACGAAAUUGAACAAUUACCAGCCGAUGCUCUUUUCGGUAUUAAGCAAAGAUAUGGUCAAGAUGACCGUGCCACCAAAGUUGAUUUGGGUAUUGGUGCCUACAGAGACAACACUGGUAAGCCAUGGCUUCUACCUGCUGUGAGAGCUGCUGAACAGAAGAUUCAUUCUGAUGUAGCUACCUAUAAUCAUGAAUACUUACCAAUCACAGGUCUACCAGCUUUGACCAAAGGCGCUGCACAGGUUCUUUUCGGUGAAGAAUUGGUUAAUGAACAUAGUGACAGGAUUGUCACCGUCCAAUCUAUCUCUGGUACUGGUGCUUUACACAUUGCAGCUAAAUUCUUAUCCAAGUUUUUCAGUUCCAAGAAAAUAUAUUUGUCUGAUCCAACUUGGGCUAACCACAAGGCUAUAUUUGAAGCCCAAGGUCUGACUACUACUACAUACCCAUAUUGGAAUGCUGCUACCAAAUCUUUAAGAUUCCAAGAGUUUUUACAUGCUAUAGAGACCGCCCCAGAAGGUUCCGUCUUUGUUCUACACGCUUGUGCUCAUAACCCAACUGGGUUGGAUCCGACGGAAGAACAAUGGACUGAAUUAAUCGAUGCCAUUGCCAAAUAUGAUCACAUUGCCCUAUUUGACUCUGCUUACCAAGGGUUUGCCUCUGGUUCUUUAUCUAAGGAUGCUUAUGCUGUUAGAUUGGGUAUGAAAAAAUUGGCUCUAGCUUCACCAAUAUUGGUUUGCCAAUCUUUCGCUAAAAAUGUUGGUAUGUAUGGUGAACGUGUUGGUUGUUUCCACAUAGUUCUUCCAAAUCAAUCAGAAGAGACUACUGCCGUGGUAAAACCUGCUGUGCAAUCGCAAUUGGCCAAGAUUGUGAGAAGUGAAGUCUCUAACCCGCCAGCUUACGGUGCUAAGAUUGUUGGUACCAUCUUGGCUGAUGAUGUAUUGACUAACCAAUGGUAUACCGAUAUGAUCACCAUGUCUUCUAGAAUCCAAACGAUGAGAGUCAGUCUAAGAAAUGCUCUGAUCAACUUGAAGACUCCAGGUACAUGGGACCACAUUGUUGAACAAUGUGGUAUGUUCUCCUUCACCGGUUUGUCCCCAGAAAUGGUCAAGAGACUUGAGGAAGAACAUGCCGUGUAUAUGGUUGGUUCCGGUAGAGCCUCCAUUGCAGGUUUGAACGAAGGUAACGUUGAAUACGUUGCUAAUGCCAUUGACGAGGUUGUUCGUCACUACCUUACUCAAUCCAAGUUGUAA